ACCCGCGAAAAUAAACAUAAUGAAUAACUCAACGAACUGUGAUAAAGGACGGAGACAGAGCGAGCGGUACAACUGAUUACGAAAACAAAGCGAGUUAAGAGAUUCUUUGUGAAAAGGGAUAUCAAUUUUAACUGUUUAUUUAGGAAGAAAUUAGGCUGUAAAGAUGAAAGUGGAUUGAAAUCCUUGGAUACUGAUAUUCUACGACAGUUUGCCAGAAGAUGAACUCCCGACUGGUGGCCAAAAAUCUGGCCCGCUUCAAGGUGGUCACGUUCGAUGUAACCGAUACCCUGUUAAAAUUCUCGCGACCACCGGAGGUUCAGUACGCGUUGGUGGCUCGCCGGCAUGGAUACGCCGACGUAGACGAGCGCGCUCUGGCUCGCUGUUUCCGGUCCAACUUUCAGCGGAUGGCACGUGACCACCCCAACUUUGGUAAGUGCUCCUCGUCAGGAAAUCGUGACUGGCGGUGGUGGUGGCAAACGCUGGUGGUGGACAUAUUUCAUGAAUCUCACUCGCACCUUGAUCGUACGAAACUGCAAGCGAUCGCGGAACAGUUGGUCGCAGACUACCAAACGAGCGAUUGCUGGGCGAAGAUUGAUCAGGCCGACGACAUUAUUCGGCUGUUUCGUGCCCAUUCGAAAGAGGUCGGGAUCAUAUCCAACUUUGACCCGCGACUAUCGGUGAUAAUCGAGAGCAUGGCGCUGCCCACGGUGGAUUUUAUCGUUACGAGCUACGAAGCCGGUGUCCAGAAGCCAAGCAGACAGAUAUUUGACCUCGCGUUGAGCAUGUGCCGGGCGAAUGUUUUGUCCGGCGAGGCGUUGCACAUAGGAAAUACUCCAAUGUUGGACUAUUUGGGUGCCAAACAGGCCGGCUGGUCGAGCGUUCUAGUCAACGUCGAUGAACAGGGAGUUUCUCUACAAAAAGACAUCAACCAAAAGCACGUGUUUAAAAAUUUUCGAGAAUUUAUUCACGUGCUAGAGACGAUAGAGAUUGAUUGGUGAUUAUUCUUUGUUUUGGAUAGUUGUAUUUUUAUGAUAAAUAUAAUGUUAUCAAAUUGUGUACAUAUAAGUUAGUAAUUUGCUAAAUAAAUAUCAAACAACAAUACACGGUUAA
Molecule: messenger RNA, 1110 nt
Organism: Culex pipiens pallens (northern house mosquito)
Lineage: Eukaryota; Metazoa; Arthropoda; Insecta; Diptera; Culicidae
Product: rhythmically expressed gene 2 protein-like
Exons: 2
Coding region: 219-998 (259 amino acids)
Source: RefSeq, a predicted model, not a curated record